GCUGAGCUUUACGUGAGGACGUGUUAGAGACGUUGUGGAUCCUUGGUUUACGUGCGUGGCGUUUGGAUAGAGAGAAUGGGCACAGUCCAAGAUGAGAAGCCCGUAGAGGGCGCAGCCGCUAAACCUCACGUCCGGGAACUGCGAAACACUGAGCUGGUGUCCCGGUUACUAGCUGCGACUCCACCCUACCUCUACAGCGCACUACCAUUACAACCACACGCAUUCUUCUUCAGCGAAAUGUUACGUUCGUUCGUCAACGCGCGCCAUGGCUGCCGCCCACCGCACUACCACCGCCGUUUCAAGCGUCGCUCUCACAAAUACUUCGCGGAGAACGAAGACUGGAGACGCGAUUGGCCGAAGCAGGACGAAAAGAAAGACCCCGAACCACGUCCAGAAGUUCCCCUCGAACUAACCGUUGAGAAACCGAGAUCAGGCGAGCAAUCUCCCAGGCUGUCACCAAAAGCUGAGCCGCCAAAGCAGAGCCCAAGCCCACCUGGACGCCAAUCCACCUUCGUUGAUGUAGGAACUGAGGAACUCCCUAAACCGUCACCAUGUAUUGGACGGAACUCUGUGGAACCGAAUAGCGUACCAUCAUCGAAUUUGAUUCUACCGCCUCCACCUCCAAUGUGGUAUCCCCCAUUAUACAACCCCCAGUUCGGUGUCGACCCGUUGAAUUUCUUCAUCGAUCUACGCGUCUCUGGACACAUAUACGACAGGAAGAGAGCUGAAGCAAUGGAUGUGAACAUAAAUCAGGAGCAUCGAUCGGGUCUCGAUGAAUCUAAUCUUGAGAAACGUCUCGGCAAAGAUCUAGGACAGAAACCGAGGCAUUUGUCAGCGUUUUCUGUACCCGUGAGGUCUAGUCACGGGCAAACUGAAGGCCCAGAGAAAUACUUUGAGAGGAGUAAUAGAUUUUUGGGUAAGCCCAACGGCACGUCGUAUAUAAUGAGGAACUUGAAAUGCGUGUAUGAAAAUUUACACUCCCAAGAACGCAAGGAAGAGUCGAAAGAACAAAAUGAGGAUACAAAGGGUGAAUCUUCAGAUAUUGAUGAUGACAUAAUUGAUUAGAAUAUAAUUACAUAUUUUGAAAUAAUCUACUUGAAUGUAAACUGUGUAAUAUAGGUAGUUCUUUCUGAUAACUUCUCUAGUAUUACUGAUUGUACCGGUUGUCUAAAUUUUGUGGUUAAAACACUCUGAGAAUCCGUCAAUCUAAUUAUAUGAAGUUGCAUUUUAGCUGACCUCCGCUAAGAAGGAAGUUCUUUAUUGUCUGUAAAUAUUUUUUCGAGAAGCUUUGUCUACACCGUAAAUUCCACCAAAUUUUUGCCUGUUUUCCAUAUGAUGAAAUUUUAAUACGCUUGUCUAUAUAAUUGCCUAAUCUAUGGGUAAAUUUUUCGGCCAUCGCACUCGUAUCAUAAUGUACUAUUUUUAACCGAUUUCUAAAAGGAGGAGGUUCUCAAUUCGGUCGGUAUUUUUUUUUUAUGCAUGUAGGUACACCGUUUACUCAAAGACGCCUGGACCGAUUUCAAAAAUUCUUUUUUUGUUUGAAACGGUAUAGUCUCCAUUUGGUCCCAUUGCCAUCAUGUCAAGAUCUGAUGAUGGAAUCCUGGAGAAACAUUCUGAUCAGCAGGUAGAAUAUAUUAUGACGUUAUUUUUCGCUUUUUAGUUUAGUGGGUACGUUUUUAGGUUUUGAAGUCGGUUGUAUUUUUUUUAUUAAAUUUUUUUAUAUAUUGCUUAAAAAGGACCGGUGUAUAACAAAGCUGAAAAUACUUGUAAAAUUAAAUAUAGGUAGAUAUAUAGAACUCGUACUUGUAAUUGAAAUACCUAGUCAUAAUUUUUAAUCUUUGUUAAAAUAAUAAUAAAAAAAUAACUACAGUAGAACCAGUAUAUUACGAUUGACCCAACUAAAAACGCUUCUUAGACGGGAGAGCGUAUUAAACGGGAUAUGGGUGGGGGAUAGUGAAAAAUAUAACGACUAAUGAACACGUACCUACAGAGAUAAAAAUUCAAUCAUUAUUCAAAAACCAAUCAUGUCAAGGGUCAUUUGCUGUCAGGGUGUCUUUCAGUUCAUCAAGAUAUCAUUAGUCUUGUCCUGCAACCUUGUUUAAGGACCUUUAUGAUGUCCUGAUUUAUCUGUUGUAAUUUAUUUGUCGCAUUUGGAAUUACAUGUAGGCGUAUUAAACGGGAUGACGAAUAGUAUUAGGCGUUAGGAAAUGUAUGAAACAUGUCUCAAGUUCUAGGGACUCGCGUAAAAUGACGUAUUAUGCGAGAAAUCGUUUUAGGUAUCAUCGUCUUAUGCAGUUCUACUGUAUUUAAAAGUAUGAUCUCAACGUAAUACGUGUCUAUAAUAUAGUCUAGUCAUUACAUAACAAUAAGUCCAUUAUAUUGAAAGUAUGAUUAUAUAGGUAUAAUAUGUAUGUUUAUUUAUUUUAACCUGAUUUAAUAGGUAUUUAAGUAUAUAAAGUAAUAUGUUACUCGAAAUUAUAUGUGAAUAAAAGUUAGGUAAAAUGUUG
Molecule: messenger RNA, 2507 nt
Organism: Bicyclus anynana (squinting bush brown)
Lineage: Eukaryota; Metazoa; Arthropoda; Insecta; Lepidoptera; Nymphalidae
Exons: 2
Coding region: 76-1065 (329 amino acids)
Source: RefSeq, a predicted model, not a curated record